CAUUAUACACGUGUAUAUGCAUAAUAUCGUAAACACUGUCUUGACCACCGCGCCCCAGACCUUGACGCCACCGUCCGUCUGUUAUAGAACCGCGAUAUUAUCAUAAUAUUAAACAGCAAUCGUGCGGGUCGUAUAUUUACGCGCAAAGCAGUCGAAGACAGACUUCCUCGUGAGACUGCUGCUGGAAAUACAUCGCACAUUUAUAACAUUAUACGUUUAGAAAAAGAUAUCAUUAUCGCAACGGUUUGCUCGAAAUUAAAAUCGACGUGCUUUCGCCGUGCAAAUCGUGGUGUUUCGUACAUCGCGCGCGUUGUGUUAAGUCGUUUAUAAUAUAAUAUUUUAUAAAAAGUAUACGCAAUCAUCGUGUUUAAAAUCACUUAUUUUCAGUGUAUCGUCACACACACACACACACACACACACACUUAUAUACAUAUCCGUAAAACGUAUCGCGUAUAAAAAUAAUUAUAUGAUACAUACUUCUCCUGUAUGUAAUAUAUAUUUCCCGUCGAGGUCAUUGGCGUGGGCUUUUUAAUUUUCCGCCCGGCGCAGCCUUCUCGCACACCAAUGGAAUGGCAGUCGCGUUCACCGUGUUGCACUCGUCCAUCGCCGAGCACGCCGAACAGGUACACAACACUGCGGAUAAAUAUGAUGUUAUAUUCUUACGUCUUAUUGUUAUUAUUAUAAUCAAUAAAUUAAUUAUUGUGUACGCAUCGUGGCCGAAUGCUCGCUAAAAUAAAAACGGUUUAAAUCAUUUUUCUUCAGACAGUGGUAAUUUACGUGCCCGACUGUAUCGUAGACAUAAUAAUAUCGUCAUUAUUAUUAAGAUCAAACCUAACUCACGUGCGCGAUGAAGUUUUUGUUCGAAAUACUGAUAAUUUUUCGAUCGUUGUAUUUUUUCGACUGCCGUCGCGGUAGCACAAUGUAGUAAAAGUGGUGGUUCGAUCGCGUUAUGGAAACGUCUUAUAGAUUUGUCACUGAACCACAAAGCAAUGACAAUGCAAACUACGGUAAAAAAUCUGGUAGUUGGAACUCCACAACUGCCCCGACUACAAGUUCGGGUUGGUCGAGGCAAUCGUCCAUGAGUAGGAAGCAAUCAGUAGCUGAUGCUAACGAGUUGACUUCAGCUACUUCAGGACUUAAUAUAACCAAAUCAUCUACAACUAGAGUUAUAAGGAUUAUUAACAAUUUCGAUCACACAGUACAGUGUCGCGUUCUACUUAAUUUAAGAACCACCCAACCUUUUGAAGAGGUCAUUGAAGAUUUAGGACAUGUGCUCAAAAUGAACAAUGCUAAACGCAUGUUAACCGUGUCUAAUCAAGAAGUUCGUAGUUUUUCUCAACUGAGAAAUGAAUUUUCGGACGUGGAUACAUUUUAUAUUACGUCGGAGUCACGUGUACUAUCGCCGCCAUUUAGAAGGUCAAGAUCCAGAGGGGCAUUAGCGGUUGAACCGAUUAUAAAUACAGUUCCUACAAAGGCGGAAAAGCAAAGGAGAGCGAGAAGUAAAAGCCGACCUCGUGCACUAUAUGCAGCUGAUACAGAUAUUGUUAAAGUGCCUCCAGAUUAUACGGUUUUGGAUGUGAUGAAAGAAGAACCAAUACGCGUGCAAAUAAGAGGGACAAGAAAAACAUUUUUCCCUCCAAUGGUCCAUUCUCCUGCAGAUGAUUCACCGCCAGACAAAAGAUUAACUUUAAAUUGGGUUUAUGGUUAUCGAGGCAUCGAUACAAAAAGAAACCUGUGGGUAUUGCCUACCGGAGAACUUUUGUAUUACGUCGCGGCUGUAGCUGUACUUUAUGAUAGGGAUGAAGAAUCACAAAGACAUUAUAUUGGACAUACUGAAGAUAUUCAAUGUAUGGAUAUACAUCCUUCUAAGGAGAUGGUAGCUUCGGCUCAAAAAGCCGGCAGAACACGAAAGACACAGGCUCACAUUAGGAUUUGGAGCCCCGAAACUCUGUAUACUCUGUACAUAGUUGGCAAUGGCGAAUUUGAAGAAGGAGUCAGCGCAUUAGCAUUUUCUCAACUCACUGGAGGAAAUUAUUUAUUAGCUGUCGAUUGUGGAAGAGAAAAAAUGUUAUCUGUUUGGCAAUGGCAAUGGGGACAUUUAUUGGGUAAAGUAGCUACGAUGCAAACUGAAGACAUACUAGGUGCAUCUUUUCACCCUUUAGAUGACAAUUUAAUGAUAACUUAUGGAAAAGGUCAUUUAACGUUUUGGACCAGGCGGAAAGAUGGAUUUUUCGAGAAAAUUGAUAUCAUAAAAGCACCUUCGAGGACGGUAGUUACCAGUUUACAGUUCGAACAAGAAGGGGACGUAAUUACGGCGGAUGGCGAUGGAUUUAUUACGAUUUAUUCUGUAGACAGCGAUGGCGCGUAUUAUGUCAGAAUGGAAUUCGAGGCACACAACAAAGGCAUAAAUGCUCUUAUAAUGCUACCGGAAGGAACUCUAUUGUCUGGGGGUGAAAAAGACCGUAAAAUUAUAGCUUGGGAUUCAUUACAAAAUUACAACAAGAUAACUGAAACGAAAUUAACUGAAGUUUAUGGUGGUGUAAGAAGUCUAUACCCUCAACGGCCAGGGAGGAAUGAUGGUAACAUAUACGUAGGAACGAUAAAAAAUCAUAUUCUAGAAGGAUCAAUGCAAAGAAGAUUUAAUAGAAUAGUAUUCGGCCAUAGUAAACAAUUAUGGGGAUUAGCAGUUCAUCCGGACGAUGAACUUUUUGCCACCGCGGGUUACGAUAAAAAUAUAAGUCUUUGGAAAAGACAUGCUUUACUAUGGAGUACUCAAAUUGCAUAUGACUGUGUAUCACUUACCUUUCAUCCAUUUGGUACUGCUCUUGUGGCUGGUUCAGUGGAAGGAUAUUUGAUUAUUUUAAAUGCUGAAAAUGGGUCUGUGGUGUCAAGCGUUCGAGUGUGUGGUUCUGCCUUGACGUGUAUGGGUUUUAAUCCAGCUGGUGAUACAAUAGCCGUUGGUUCUCAAAAUGGUAGUGUAUAUCUCUAUCGAGUAAGUAGAGACGGAUUCACGUUCAAAAAAUCGAAUAAAAUUAGAGGAGUUCAACCAUUGGUGCAUUUAGACUGGAGUACGGAUGGAAAUUAUCUACAAACAGUAACUGCCGAAUAUGACCUAGUUUUUUGGGACGUCAAAGGAUUGAUACAAGAAAAAAGUGCAUCUGCAAUGAAGGACGUUAAAUGGUACACAUAUAACGCAACUAUAGGCUACUUAGUUUCUGGUAUUUGGCACAAUAGAUAUUAUCCAACUUCAUCAAUGAUAAGCACUGCCAACAGAUCAGCAGCCCAUGAUCUUUUUAUAACCGGAGAUACAGAUGGGUAUCUCAGACUAUUUAGACAUCCGUGUAUUUUUACCAAAUCAGAAUACAACGAAGAGAAGGUUUAUAGUGGACAAGUAUCGAGCGCUAGAUUUUUGUAUAACGAUAGAAACGUGGUGACAGUCGGUGGAACGGAUGCGGCUUUAAUGCUAUGGGAUGUCAUAGAAGAUUAAGUACAAAACCGCUUUACAAACUUUCAUUUAUUAUUAUUAUUUUUUUGACUCAAGCACAAUUCGAUUUCUUCAUCAAUUUAUUUACUACGAUCCGAUGUCUACGUGAUGAAAUCAGAAAAAAAACGUAAAUGGAUAAUGAAUUACCAGCAUUUAAAAAACCUGCCUAUACAUUAACGUAAAGUACGCCAGAAAGAAAUAUAAAACGUCAUCUAACUGUUUUGAAUUAUUUCCAAAACCUAUUAUAAAAAAGUUACCGUUUUAGAAAAUGUAAUAAUAAGGUUCACGACCAUCAUUUUUUAUUAUGUAUACAUAUAAUAUAUACUUACGGUCUUUAUUGACAUCACUGCUUAAUUUUAUAGUAACGCAAUUUGAUAUUCUUUCAGCGAGCUAGAAAUAUUUUUCGUGAUCUGUGAUUAUUAAUAUAUAAUAUAUUUCUUGUUAUGUUCAGAUUAUUUUUCUAAUGUCGGUACAGAUCAGUUAAUGAUCUGAAAAUGUUGGUUUAUUAGUAUAAACUAUAGACACAUCUUCACUAUAUCAAUAUCAUAACUACACUGCCUGGCAUAGAUAUGUUAAUAUUAUAUUUAAUUUGUAUGUUUUAUAAGUAUCAUAUAAAAUAUACAUACAUAGUAUAUAAAUAAAAAAUUAAUUUAACAAUUUUGAAA
Messenger RNA from Rhopalosiphum padi (bird cherry-oat aphid), 4149 nucleotides. It is a transcript of the gene DCX-EMAP, whose product is annotated as echinoderm microtubule-associated protein-like CG42247. Gene Ontology annotation, biological process: intracellular signal transduction; microtubule cytoskeleton organization. NCBI's taxonomy places the organism in Eukaryota, Metazoa, Arthropoda, Insecta, Hemiptera, Aphididae. Gene Ontology annotation, molecular function: microtubule binding. The record is from RefSeq and is a predicted model, not a curated record. Bases 950 to 3487 code for a protein of 845 amino acids. Gene Ontology annotation, cellular component: mitotic spindle. The transcript has 18 exons.